AUCAGCAGCUCAGACAACAGAGAGCGCUUCAGCAACUUGGUAUGAUGCAACCACACGCUUGGAGACCACAAAGGGGGCUACCCGAGAGCUCCGUUUCAAUCCUGCGUGCUUGGUUGUUUGAGCACUUUCUUCAUCCCUACCCAAAAGAUUCUGAUAAAGCGAUGCUAGCUAGGCAAACUGGCCUAACAAGAGGCCAGGUCUCAAACUGGUUCAUCAAUGCCCGAGUGCAACUAUGGAAGCCCAUGGUUGAAGAAAUAUACAAAGAAGAGUUUGCUGAUGCUGAAUUCGAAUCUAAUUCUUCAUCUGAAAUUGCACCAAAAAUGGAAGGAAAUAAUGUGAAUGGCGUGUGGGUUGAGGUGUAUUAG
Messenger RNA from Ipomoea triloba (trilobed morning glory), 365 nucleotides. RefSeq names its product BEL1-like homeodomain protein 7. The transcript is spliced from 4 exons. The record is from RefSeq and is a predicted model, not a curated record. Bases 42 to 365 code for a protein of 107 amino acids. Gene Ontology annotation, biological process: regulation of transcription by RNA polymerase II. NCBI's taxonomy places the organism in Eukaryota, Viridiplantae, Streptophyta, Magnoliopsida, Solanales, Convolvulaceae. Gene Ontology annotation, molecular function: DNA-binding transcription factor activity, RNA polymerase II-specific; RNA polymerase II cis-regulatory region sequence-specific DNA binding.